CUUGGUCAUGUGAUGUUGUUAGCCGAGCAGCUGCGACUGAUCUGAAUGCUAGGGCACCACGCUCUCACCAGAGGAAGACAAUUUACCCAGUGAGCGAGGAAAACGUGGACUUCCAUUUUCGUUUAUUUGGAAUAUCACUAAAAAAGACUGAACUCAACAAACAACCGACGCUUGUGCUGUCCAGGAGACCCGUCGGAGAUACAGCUAUACUGGGCAGUGAGAACCACACACAGAGUUUUCUACCUGAAUCAACUGAACAGAAGCCCUGAACAUGUCUUACGGGUCCAUUGAUGGAGGAGCCUUUGGGAGCAGGAACCCUUUUGGAGGCCCUUCCAGACAAGGCUACCAGCCUGUUGCCACACAGGUGAGCGCCUCCGAACUGCAGGAUGUGUUUCAGGAGACCUCCUCCAACAUCUUCCAGAUCAACGCUAAUGUGGUGGCCUUAGAGAAGAGCCUGCAGUCCCUGGGUACGUCCAGAGACACUGCUGAACUGCGACAGAGCCUACAUUCCAUGCAGCAGCAAACCAACAAAGUCAUCACAAGCACAAGUCAACUCAUCAAACAGCUGUCUGAUAUCAUCAGUAGCUCUUCACGGCAAGACCGGCUGCGUCUGACCAGGCUGAAGACAGAACUGUCCGAGUCAGUGCAGCGCUAUGGGGACCUGCAGAAGAAAAUUGCGGACCGUUCGAGGGCCCUACUCCCUCCAGCACAGAAAGACAGGAAGUCAGCAACGAGUCCACAGACGCCAUUUACGGAGCUAAGUGAGGAGGGGGCGUUGUUUGCGGCGGCCGGAGGGAGCGAGGGGGAGCAGGCCUUCCUGUCGGAGAUCAGCGAGGAGGACGUGGAGGCCCUCCGGCAGAGAGAGGAGGCGCUGCUGCAGAUCGAGAGAGACAUGCUGGACGUGAGCACUAUCAUGAAGGAACUGGCCAGCAUGGUGCACGAGCAAGGAGACACCAUAGAUAGCAUUGAGGACUACAUCCAGACCACAUCAUCACACGUGGACCUGGCUAAUCAGGAGCUGGCCAAAGCCAGUCAUCACCAGAGGCAACUGAGGAAGAGGAAAUGCUACCUGCUGUUGGCUGGAGCUCUGCUGUUAACCCUCCUCAUCAUCAUCAUCGCCAUCUCAGCAAGAAAAUGAGACGUAGCCGGCAAGAAUCGUACUCAGCUGAAACAAGAUGGUUGCCUGUCCCUCGCCCUCUGAUGAUGAACAGCGGCUUCUUCUUCUUCUGACCGAGGGAACUGCUUCUGACCGCUGAGUUCUUCUGAAUGUGUGUGUCCUCAUGACCCCGCAUCCUUUUAAACAAAACAAACAAAAAAAUACUUCUGGACUGUCCAGUUUUUCUGUGUGACCUUGUGACCUUUGGCCAUCUGCUAUCCAUAUCAGCCGCCAGUGCCCAACUGGUACCAGCUUUAAAAUCUCCGACAUGUUAGCUCGAUGGUGUUUUGAGUCCCCAACGUCGUUUUCCAGGCAGCACUACCUCUGACCUACCCCUGACCCUAACCUUAACCCAUGCCUAACCCUAGGGCCCUCCAGGCAGUGCUGCCUUGAAGACAACGUAAGGGGCUCAAAACACCAAGAAACGACAUGUUAUGGGGCUUUUCCAUUGUAUGGUUUCAGCUCGACUCGACCUGACUCUACACGGUGUUUGUUUUCCACUGCAACAGAGCUAGCCGAUUGCCAUAGCAAUGCUAAAGAAAACAACUGUAAUGUCAUUAGCGUCACCUUUUGGUACCGGCUCAGCUCGCCUGGAACCUCAAUGGAGGUGAUACCAAAAAUAGUACCAUUGCUAAUGGGAAACCCCCCAAAAAAGUUGAGUCGAAUCGAGGUGAGCUGAGCUAAUACCAUGCAGUGGGAAAGCCAAAUCAGUUUUCAAGCCAUUUCAUUCAACAUGAAACCUGUGUUAUCACUCCACUCUGCCGACUAUGACUUUAGUCCAGGCAGUCUAGCUUUCCAUUGAACAUAUUCCGAGUGCUGAAACGUAUUCAGCUUGCUCUGUGUGUAUUUACUUCUUGUCCUUGCUGACCUAUUCAAGGCAGGAAACGUACAGUGUAAAUCUGAUAAAGUAGAUCGCAGAGAGAGGGUCACAUAUAUCAGGCGAAAUCUAUUUCUGUUUAAGGACACUAUUAAGGUUAUUCAAUCAUCUCCUGUAUGACAUGAACAUAACUUUAGCUUCCGGCAGUUCAGCAGCGUAGUGGACAUACCUUUUCUUCUGCUUCUGUAGUUCUUUUGUUUGUUACUCAUACAGUAGAUUGUUUGGAAUCCAUGCCACUGAACUACAGUCAAUUAUAAUGUGUUCUGGCUAUGUGUAAUAUGACAUACUAGGGCUGAGAUGGUGGACAAUCUGCUGUAUACAUACUGUAUAUUUAUUAAGCUGUAAAAUAUAUAUAUCAAAACUGUUUAUUUAUUCAUUGUAUGUUUUCAUUUUAUCUGGUUAUUUGUGAAAUAUUUAUAGACAUUGUGCUCUGCUACCAAAACAAAUAGUUGUACAAGAAAUUGUUUUCCUUUGCAUUAUUUAAAAAGUGAGUUGAUGUAAUGUGUUUUUGUCAUUUGCUGUCUUGUUUAUUUUUUGUAUUAUAAGAUUGUGAAUCAAAACUGUUAUUGGGUAUCAUGGGCUGUGAUAGCUCAAAAAAAGGUGUUUUCCUCUUAUUCACCUGUAAAGCUGUCUUUGUCUUCAACAUCCAAAAAGACCAGAAACAUUUGAUUUAAGAUGAUGUGAGCAUUUAUUUGUGUUUCAGUAAAGACCAUACUGUACAAGCAACA
Sardina pilchardus (European sardine) is the source of this 2761-nucleotide messenger RNA. RefSeq names its product T-SNARE Domain Containing 1 (gene tsnare1). The coding region runs from base 272 to 1138 and encodes 288 amino acids. Gene Ontology annotation, biological process: vesicle fusion; vesicle-mediated transport; intracellular protein transport. The record is from RefSeq and is a predicted model, not a curated record. NCBI's taxonomy places the organism in Eukaryota, Metazoa, Chordata, Actinopteri, Clupeiformes, Clupeidae. Gene Ontology annotation, cellular component: membrane; SNARE complex; endomembrane system. The transcript is spliced from 13 exons. Gene Ontology annotation, molecular function: SNARE binding; SNAP receptor activity.